Molecule: messenger RNA, 357 nt
Organism: Metarhizium album ARSEF 1941
Lineage: Eukaryota; Fungi; Ascomycota; Sordariomycetes; Hypocreales; Clavicipitaceae
Product: FAD dependent oxidoreductase
Exons: 1
Coding region: 1-357 (118 amino acids)
Source: RefSeq, a predicted model, not a curated record
AUGCAGUUCCAAGCUCUGGAUCGCGAGGCCACCAACAAACAGUCUAGCGUCUCGCCGCCCCGUCUCGCAUCUAGCCCAGUUCAUUCAUCCGCGCCGACGCGAAGCCGCCCACGAGAGAUGGCAAAGUCGGAUCCCGUCGUCAUCGUCGCCGCCGGCGCUUUUGGCCUCUCGGCCGCGCUGCACCUCACCAGAGCCGGAUACACCGACGUAACCGUGCUCGACAAGGCCGAGGCGGUGCCCCCCCCCCGGUAUUCCGCCGCAAACGACCUGAACAAGUUUGUCAUGGCCGAGUACGAAGAUGGUUUCUACAGAGACUUGGCGCUGGAAACCCCCGAGACCAGGAGAUCCCAGCGGUGA